Messenger RNA from Microplitis demolitor, 4627 nucleotides. RefSeq lists its product as uncharacterized. The record is from RefSeq and is a predicted model, not a curated record. NCBI's taxonomy places the organism in Eukaryota, Metazoa, Arthropoda, Insecta, Hymenoptera, Braconidae. Bases 402 to 4439 code for a protein of 1345 amino acids. The transcript has 17 exons.
AAUAAAAAGAUUUUAUAAAUUAUAUGUCAAGUUGUUUUUUCCCGGGUUAUUAUGAAUAUAAAGUUGUCGAGAAUCGAUUUUGAACAAUCGAUAUAUCGAAGUUCGAUAUAAAACCUACAAUCAUAAUCGCACAUUUACGCGGGCCAGCUAAAGACGUUUUAUCCUUGAAGAGAUGUAAACAAGCUUUAUUUAUUCAAUUUAUUGUGUACUUAUAAAAAAAUCUAUACUUUACAACAUGUGUAAUUACAAUUAAAGUUUUUUUUAAAAUUAAAUUAAACAAAUUUAUUAUUCUAGUUUAAUAAUAAUAUAAAUAAUUUAAAAUAAUAAAAUAAAAUUUAAAAUUUAAUGACCUCUUGACUCCGAUAAGUGAAACCGGCAUUUUUUCGAUAUCUGUUGUCAUCAUGAAUAAUAAAUUACUAAACACCGACAAUAUAUUUACAGACGAUGAUAUACGUAAAGUUGUUAUGAAUAGCAUAGCUUCUUCACCAACUGUCUCAUCAACCGCAUCGUCUGAUUCUGUAUCACCAAACAAACCUUUUAAUGUUUCGAUUCACUCGUGCAUCGCAUAUCUUCGUUUCAAAAUGCCACCAAAUUUACCAAAUGAUGACGUCUUGGAUAAAUUUAUAAAGCUCAUGAAAGAAUGUGCACCGAAUGAACGAAUCAAUUGGAGAAACUUCCGUCAAGCAGCAGACCCAUGGAUAGCUUCUGUAAAGUCUAAGUGUCCAAGUGGACAUAACAAGGAAAAUGUCAAUAAUGGUGACACGGCUGAUAGUCCAGAUGAAGGGAUUACGAGUGACGAUCCAGAUGUCUUCCAUAAGGAUUUUAAUGAUAGUGGAAAAUCUUCUGAACUUGUUGAAUGCUCUAUCGUACCGAUAAAUAGUAUUACCAGUAGUAUAGCUAAGGAAUGUAGUAAAGUCGGUGUAUCAACAAAACUGCCGCGUGAAACUGAUAUAGAAAAUGCAACAGAAGUUGAACUUCUUCGUAAACGUGUUUAUCAGUAUGAAAAAGACAAUGCGUGGCUACGCGAUGAGUUAAUAAAAUCCGAAGACUCAGCGAAUAGUUACAAGCAAUUAUUUUAUUCGUUUCGUCAAAAAUACGACCGUCGUAAUGAGCAGUACAGACAUUUGGAACGUGAAAAUGAUGAGAAAAAAGAAUUAAUUGAUAGUAUGAAAAAAGAACAAGAAUAUUGUCAGAUUUCACUUGGAAAAUGGGAAAAAGAGCGUAAAAGUUUUGUUGAAAAAAUAGAAACUGAUAAACAGAAUUUUGAAAAUUUUAAAAUUAAGUAUGAUAAAGCCGUUAGUGAUAAAAAAGAAUUUUAUAAGCAAUUGACUAUUUGCCGCAGUAAAUUUAAAGAAAAAGAAGUCGAGUGUAAUAUUAUUCAGAAUAAAUUAACUCAAGUGAAACAAGAGCUUGCAAAUCUUGAAGAUUAUUAUGAAAAAACUGUAAGUCAGCUACAAGAACAGAAUGAAGAUUUGAAAAGGAAAAAUUUUAAAUUAGAAUUGAAAUCAAGUGACGGCAAACCACUUAGUGAGUUGCAUUCAAUACCAUCGGCAAUUAAUUUAAAUAUUUCUUCUGACCAUUCACCAGAUAUUAAUUUCAAUAAUCCAUCAUCAGAUUCAUUGUACGAUGAAUUAAAAGCUUCCGGAUUUUUGCCAGAUGUUUCGUAUGAAAAUUCUAAAAUCCGAGAACUCGAAGAAGAAUUAGAUUGGCAUGAUGAGAAAGCUCGGGACGGAAUAGAUAAAAUCGAAAGCUUAAUUAAAUAUUUAAUAGAGAAAAAAAUGACAAUCAACGAUAGUCGACAGCUGUGUAGAGCAUCGAGUCUGCAAACAAAAUAUAUUAUAAUUUUGCUAGACAAGAUUUCACAGUUAUCAGAGGCUGUAAUAGAUGCAUUCCAAAAAGAGUUAACUAGUGAAAUAAGUUGUCAAGUAUCAGCAGAUCCACUGGUCCAUCAAAAUUUUAAAGAAUUUCAUAUUUUAACUUUUGAAAAUUUAUUAAAUACGGAUUCAUCAAGUGGAGACAUUAAGGAUAAUCCGCCUUCGUUACAUUUCACAAGCGCAUUUGAAUCAAAAAUAGUUUCACGUCCCGCAGUCGCUUUUGAUGAGGCUAAAAAAAAAAGUAAAUUAGUUGUAAAUAAAACGCGUAUUGUAAAUAAUCCGUCAGAUAUUUUAAUAUCAAAAAAAAAUUUGUUAUCAAAAAAUACUGAAUGGAGUCCAAUUAUUUGUAACACGCCGAUAAUGACUGAGAAAAGUUUGCCGCGAAGAAAAAUCGGUGUAUUUGCUCGCAGCAGUGAUUUGGAUAAAAUACUAGAGUCGCAAACGUCUGGUGAAAAUUUUACCAGCAGUACUCCAGUCGCUGAUCCUAUUCCUGAAUCAACUACUUAUCGGACGACUGAAGACUGCAGCGAUUCAUCGGGUAAUUUGUCCCAGUCUCAGCUACAAACUUCUUUGGAAGAUAAUGCCGAUGAUUGUCGUGAAUCAACUUCUUCGGUUAUAAAUAAUCAAGUGAAUUUUAAUAUUGCCCCGGCUAAAUUUAAUUUUUCAUCUUCGAGAGUCACGGAAGAGCAUCCAGUGUCUAAUGAUCGCUUGGCGGUAACAGAUAGCGAUACCACUCAGUUUAAUUCACUUGGUAUUGAAAAAAAAUAUAUAGAGAGCUCAACGCCCAUAUCUGAUGAUGAAACCAAUAAUUUAGCAAAAGGAAGCGCAUCAAUGGAAAAAGGAUUGAAAAAUGUCACGUGGACGAUUAAAUCAGAUAUUAGUUCCGAAGCUCAGCAGCAGUUUAAUUACAAUAAUAAUAAAUGCGACAUUUAUGCAGUAAAUGAAAACGUCGCUGUCGAAUCAGCUGCAGUCACACUCGCAAUGUCGAGUGGUGAGGACAGCUCGGAUUCAUCAGACAGUGAUUCGGCGAUUACUUGUGAUAAUAAAAACAAUGAAAACGAUAACAAUAUUAACUCAAAAAAUAUUAUUGUAAAUCAUCAGCACAAACAAACACAUGAGUCAUUCAAUACGGAUAAAUUAUCCCACGUAGACGAAUCCCUUCAAGUACUUUCGAGUCCACUGAAAAAUAAUUCAUCAAAUGGAGCGAAUAAAAUUAAUGAUAAAACAUUUACUUACAAACCUGCAGUUAAACGCGAGAUACUGCCAAUUAUGAAAAGAUCGAGGUCAGAGAGUGAAAACCUUGGAUGUGGUCACGAAAGUAAUCUCUAUAUUUGUGAUGUGGAAAAACCCAAAAAAAAUUUUAACUAUCAGGAAUUUAAAUUAACUGUUUUUCCGAGUCUCACGGAUUUUCGUUUACAAGAAUCGGGAAUCGCUCAUCUAUCAGAUACUGAUGACUUUGAAGAAAAAGAUUUAGUCGAAGGUGAAUUGGAGCGAAAAUACGUAGCAUUUUCUCUCGGGCUCUGUACCGACAGAUUGACACUGUCACGUAGAAAAACGUUAUCCCAACGGCGACGUGAUCAAACAGAACGUAAUCUCGCUAAUGAAGUGACAAGGAUGCAGCAAAGUAUUGAGGAACUCGCGCCAUUGUGCUUUGAUAGUGAGACAAUUGAUAGGAUAGAACGUGCGAGGAAUCAAAUUGAAAUAAUAGCCCAGUGUGCACGUAAAGUGUCCUGUGCUGCCGAAACACUUGGAGCUAUCCAGCAGGAGUCCAGAAUUUCUCGGGCUAUUCAUCUCGCCGAUAGAUACUUGAGGAUGCUGCGUACCCGGUGCGAAAAACUUGACCGCGAUCUAGCAGAAUCUAAGCGAAUCCUAGCAGACAAUAAUAUUAUUAUUGAUGAAAACAAUGGGGAAAACGGUGAAGAGUUGACUGCAAUUCGUUACCGUGGAUUACCAUCAACUACCAAUCGUACAAUGAUCGCUAGGAGACGAGCGAGUAUAGCGACGAUCUUCCGACCUAUUGGAAUUGGUCAAGAUGUAAUGAAAGAUGGAAUCAAACAGCGGAAUUCAGUGACAGGACGUGUGACAGUAAGGCGGCCUUCGUUGUCGGAGUCUCAGCGAUGGGAAGUUGAGAAGUUAAUUCGUACGGAAAGUUCUAAUUCCGUGGGGGAGCUUCAUGAGAUAUUUGAACAUGCCGAGUCCCGUCGAAACUCAAAGGAAGAAAACAGAAUUAUUACACCCGUUCAAGUCAAUAAUAAUUCCGAGGGCAGUUUAGCGCUUCCACAAACUGAAUCCUGUAAUAGUCAAGAAGAAACGGCUGUCGCUGUGACAUCCGACCAACAAACUCUUCAAAGUUCUAGAAUAUCUCGGAUGUUAUUUACGUCAGCGAAUCAACCAAUGACCUGGCGUACGUUACUCUGGUGUAUAACGAUCUCAUUUUUAAUUGGCUUCUUUAUGAAAGACGUCGUUUCUCUGAGACCAUACGAUGGACCUCUUCGUUGGUCGUCAUUUCAAGAGUUUAUUGGGCGCCAUGAAAAAGUUAAAAAUACUGCAGCGUUACCUCUUUAAAAAUUUUUGAAUAAAAAUUAAUAACAUUGCUGUCUAAUUAUAAAAUCUCUGAUAUUUUGAUAUAUUUAUAUAUUGUAAAAAUUGUUAUAUUAAUAUUAAUAUUGUAAAUGCGAAUCUGUAAUUUUUGUUUAAUUUAAUUUAACUAUUUUUAAAUGCUGGCUCAUUUUAUUAUUGUUAAAUAUUUUAUU